CUGGCAAAAAGAAUAAAUAAAUAUAAAUAAAACGAUAUCAAAAAUAGAUAGAUGGCAGAGUUUUGUGGAAAAACAUGAGUUGGUUUGAGGCGAAAGGUCUAAAUUGGGCAAAAAGUGCAAUAAAAGAAGCAGUUGCUUCCAUUGACAAAGCGCUUGAUAUACAAGACGACCAUACAAGUGGUGAUAAAAAUACACAAGUGCAAAAGAGUGCGACUGCGACGUCAGCUGGUGGAGCUGUACGAAAACAAAAGCUGCCAGGAGCUGCUAAUCGGGAAAGAAACGACAGCCUCAAUGUAGCUACAUCGCAGACUAGUAUAGAAACCAGCAGUCCUACUGCUACAGUAAGCUCAGUCACUACAAUAUCCUCGCCCACAUCGGCAGCGCCGUUGGUCUCAUCGACAUGGGGCUCAUUCACAGGUUCUUUUUUUGAAAAUCCAAAUGUACAACAGACCAUCACAGCUCCGCCACGUACAAGUGCAGUUAGUGUAGAUAUGCAGUCCGCUGGUGUAAAACCACAACGUGAUGCAUCACCUAGUCCGGGGGCAGGUGACAGCGAAUCGCCGACCAAACAUCGACCUUCUAUUACUUCAACAACAUCAGAUUCUGUGGAGUUGCUCUCACCGCCUGUGUCAAGUAGUUCGGAACUACAGUCGCCAGCUCCUGGUGUCCAUAGCACUAAUAGCAAUGAUGCAUCCGCGUCUGCGGAAACCAUUAGUGUGACACCAACCUUUGAUAAUGAGGUUAUUGGUAAAAAUUUUUGCAUGUCAACAAGUGCCUCACUGCCAGACAGCAUUGUAAUUAUCUCAGAAAAAGAGGAAUACGAAAAGGAGGAAGAUUCAAUAUCUUACAAAACGAUUGUUGGGGACUCGCUAGACCCUGCAGAAAAUGAAGGCAAGUUUUUAGUGUAUGUUUUGCUGAACGUUUUAACUUCUCUACUUUACGUUUCAGAAAGCAUUGUCCUCCCUGCAGCACACUUCACUAACCCUAUCGAGUUGCCGGCCGUUUCAACCAGUUGCUCUCCGAGCCAAAAAAUGAUUAUAUCUCUGGAAGAUGCACACAGUGAUUCACAUCAUGCCGAUUCGGACUCCACGCAAAGUUUCGAAGACGUGCAAAUGCAGACAAGUUGUGUCGUUAGCCAAUACUUGGAGAAAACACAGACUGUUUCUCCAGCAUCUGACGAUCAAACAGAUCCCUUGAACUCUAAAUCAAACUCGUCACCACACAAUUCGAACGAUGAAAUGGAAACUACCACAUCGUCAGAUAUAGAAAUUAUUUCGAACCCCACAGGCAACGGCGACUCCUCCAGUACAAAUAGCAUGACACGUGCCAGCCCUUUAAAAUGGAAAAAACUAAUGAGUGGUCAGCCGAGCAGUUUACCGUCUUCGAAGAAAGGACAUAUUCGUGGUCCAUCUGAAAUAUCUAUACUAUCCGAAGAUUCUCAAUCAGAACUUGAUAAACUUUUGCAUCGCAUUAGCGAACUGAGUGAUACCUUAGAAGCCCGCGAGUUACGUUUAUUGCAGUUGGAAAGGCAAAAUGUGAAACUACAAGAGCGUAAUGCCGAAAUCGAGAAUAUUCUGGAUACCAUGAAAUCGAAUAGUGGCAAUAUUGAUACCGCAGAGGGUUAUACACAACGAUUAUCGGCAUUGGAAAAGAAGUUCCAAGCCAGCAUACGUGAGCGGGAUGCGCUGCGCAUACAACUUAAGGACCUGAAGGAGGAGCUGCAGCUGAAGAUACCUAAAGAGCAAUUGACAGAAAGUAACAUAAUGAUUGAGGAGUUGCGAUCGGAAGGUGAAAAGUUAUCGAAGGAAAUUCUCCAACAGUCUAAUAUCAUAAAAAAAAUCCGUGCAAAAGAAAAAACCACUGAUGUAACGUUAAAAAAGAACAAAGAAGAAAUUGCGAGUCUAACAGAUGAGCUUGAACGACUCAAAAAAACCUUAAACGCAAAGGAAGAAAUGGAACGCUCACAAAUUGAAGCAGUAUAUAAAAUGUCUUCCGAGAAACGCAAGCUUGAGGACGAAAACGCACAGAUGCGCAGCAAGCUUGAAGAUUUACAAUCGAGGUUGAGCACUUUACAGUCAAGUUUCGAAGCGGCAAAGUUGGAAUUGCAACAACGUACGCGCCAACACACUGAUCUAACACGCACCGCUGAAGAAGCGAUUUCCGCGAAGAAAGAGCGCGAAUUGUUAAAAGCAGAGAAUCAAGAAAUUUUAAAACAGUUAAACGAAUUACGUGAGAAAUUACGUAAUACGGAGCAGGGGACAGCAAGGCGAGAACAACAGCUGCGAGAAGACAAUAGGGAACUGAUGAGACGUUUGGAGGCAGCGGAAAUGCGUGCAGAGGCAUCUGCGCAGGAGGCGAGUUUGACAACAGUGCCACUGAUGCGGCAACUGGAAUCGCUACAAAAUACGCUAACCCAGCGAACUAGCAACUGGAAUCAAGAGGAAAAAAUACUACUGGACAAAUUAGUUUCUGCACAGAAUAAAUUGAAAUCACUAGAAAAUGUGGAGUCAAAAUAUGAAGAACGUGUUGAAUUGCUACAGAAACGUUGCGCCGAACUCGAGGAAUCCCUUUCACACGCGUUGUUGCAGGAGGAAAAAGCGAAAAUGGCGCUGCAGCAAGCCCAACUGGACCAUACAAUGAAGGAAAGCAGCGUGAAAAAAGAAAUGGCCGACCAUAAAGUACAACUCGAAGAGUAUACGUCAAAGGUAGAGACUUUAGAGCGUAAAAAUAAAGUAUUAGAAGAGAAACUGCGAACGAAAACUGAAGAAAAAAUUCAAUGUUUUGUCGGCGGCGCUGAUAUGGCUCACAGUGGAACUGAGACACAGCGAAUUGUUCCGCUAUCGGCAGCAACUUUGGCGCCACAUGAACUAACACGCCAACACUCACAGGAGCAAUCUCAUCGUUCACAGUCACCGGCAAUGAGUUUUGAACACACUUCGCAGGAAGAAACAAUGGAAGGUGGAAGCAUUGAUUGGCAGACAGUUAGUAAAGAAGAUAUCGACUGCGUUUCGAAUUCUGGCCGUCACAUGAGCAACCUUGCCUACGGCAUGCAUAUGAAUUUUAUGGGGCACACCACAUCUACACUGGAGCAUUUACAAUCAAUGUUAAAGCAGCGUGAUGGUGAGCUGGUGCAUAUACAAUGGGAGUUAGCAAGGCUGCAGGAGGGGCGCAGUGUAUUGACGGAGGAGAUUGCCAUGCUUACCACAGAACUUGAAGCCACAAAGGAAAAGCUGCUCUCCCACGAAUCACUGGAGCAAAGCUACGAAGAACUUCAGCGUAAUUAUGAUGCGCUACUGCAAAUGUAUGGUGAAAAGGUUGAACGUACGGAGGAAUUAGAAUUAGAUUUGAAGGAGGCACGUGAAGCGUAUAAGGCGCAAAUCAAUGAGCUUUUGGCUCAGCCGUCGCGGCCCACUACAUGAUACUUAUAAUCUUGGCAAUGCGGAUGUUGUAGUGAGUUGAACCACUCUCUGGAUCCACUUGUUAUUUAAUUCCAUUUUAGUUUUAAUUGUAAUUAUGAUAUUAUAUGUAUGCAGUUAUAUAAUAUUAUUAUGUUUGAUAUUCUUUUCGAAAUGUUGCUGUGCUGUUGUUGAGCU
Molecule: messenger RNA, 3593 nt
Organism: Anastrepha obliqua
Lineage: Eukaryota; Metazoa; Arthropoda; Insecta; Diptera; Tephritidae
Gene: Tmf
Product: TATA element modulatory factor
Exons: 6
Coding region: 75-3419 (1114 amino acids)
Cellular component (GO): Golgi apparatus; endoplasmic reticulum
Source: RefSeq, a predicted model, not a curated record